This is a messenger RNA of Cylas formicarius (sweet potato weevil), 1553 nucleotides long. Its product is annotated as putative inorganic phosphate cotransporter. The transcript is spliced from 9 exons. Gene Ontology annotation, biological process: monoatomic anion transport; transmembrane transport. NCBI's taxonomy places the organism in Eukaryota, Metazoa, Arthropoda, Insecta, Coleoptera, Brentidae. The record is from RefSeq and is a predicted model, not a curated record. The coding region runs from base 59 to 1495 and encodes 478 amino acids. Gene Ontology annotation, molecular function: transmembrane transporter activity. Gene Ontology annotation, cellular component: plasma membrane.
GGUCACAUGCAAUCCGAACAUCUUUGCUAGUAUUUUGCUUUUAUAUAUCGCUAUUACCAUGACCAAAACGUCGGAAGAGAGUACUGAAAAUUCUUCAUUUAUACCCGUGCGCCGAAAUGCAGACGAAACGAAUAAAUUCGGCGAAAGGUCUGCGUCUUCUUUUGGUGCCCGACAUGUUCAAGCCCUGAUAAUGUUCUCCCUCAGCGUCAUUGCCUUCGGAGCGCGAGCUUUUCUAUCGGUGGCCAUUGUAGCAAUGACAGAUCCAAAUACCAACACGAACUCAGAAGUUCCGACGUAUCCCGAAUGGACAGACAAAAGCAUAGUGCUCUCUGCCUUCUUCUGGGGUUACGUCCUUCCCCAGGCUUUCGCGGGUUGGGCAGCUAAUCGUUAUGGACCAAAGUGGUUUUUGGUAGUCACCAUGGCUAUUGGCUCGUGUCUGGGUAUAUUAGUGCCAUGCACUGCGGCGCAUUUAGGAUCUAAAGGAGUUAUGGCAAUAAGAGCAGUACAAGGAAUCACUCAAGGUUUUGUCUACCCGUCAAUUCAUUACCUUUUGAGUCAGUGGGCUCCGCUGUCAGAACGGUCUAGAAUGGGAACAUUUGUAAUGGCUGGUGGACCUCUGGGUACGGUAAUCUCCCUGCUGAUUACCGGCGUUUUAGCAUCUAGCAAAUACGGAUGGCCGUUGGUAUUUUACUUCUACGGUGUAUUGGGUUUGUUGUGGUGUAUAGUGAUGGUACUUUGUGGAUAUAAUAGCCCAGUUGAACAUCCUUCUAUUAACAGUUCUGAAAGAUCUUUCAUUGAAAGUAGCUUGGGCCAUGCCGAUGGAAAGAUGAGGCAUCCGACUCCGUGGAAAUCCAUAUUUCUUUCCACACCCGUUUGGGCUCUAUUAAUCGCCCAGAGCGGCUACAGUUUCGUAUUCUACGUCCUCCUUACUCAAAUACCAAGUUAUUUGAACCACGUUAUGGAGUUUGACAUUGCGAAUAACAGUCUUCUGUCGUCUCUUCCCUACUUUGUGCUGUGGAUUCUCAGCUUCGUAUUUAGUGUUACGUCAGACGCAGCGAUAAAUAGGAAAGUGUUAUCGGUGGGUGCGUCCCGGAAGCUGUUUAACGGAAUCGGAAUGGUAAUACCAGCAAUCGCAUUGGUAAUAUUGGGCUACACAAGUCGCGAACAAACCACUCAAGCCAUAAUAUUGAUGGUAUUAUCGGUCGGCUUUUUAUCGGCAACUUUGUCUGGAUGGGGAGUGAAUCACAUUGAUUUAAGUCCAAAUCACGCUGGGACAUUGAUGGGACUUAUAAAUGCUGCGGCUAAUUGCUUCGGGAUAGUAGCACCUUUGUUGGCACAGUUCGUUGUUACUGAUCAGGAAGACACCGUUCAAUGGAGAAUUGUGUUUCUAAUUUCUGCCGCAAGUAAUAUCGCUGUUACGGUUUUGUUCACUAUUUUUGGAUCUGGAGAAGUUCAACCUUGGAAUAUGGAAGAACACGAAAAUUCUAAGAGGUAAACAUCAAUACAAGUAGAAGACUGUCUCGUCUUCAAAGUUUCAUUUCGACAUUCCCGAC